Messenger RNA from Symbiodinium natans, 354 nucleotides. The record is from the annotation of a GenBank genome assembly. Lineage: Eukaryota; Dinophyceae; Suessiales; Symbiodiniaceae.
AUGUCGAAGCCGUGGAAGCUGAGGUGCGGGAUGGUUGGGGAGCUUUGUGUGGGAGGCCUUCAGGUGGCUGCCGGAUAUCUCAACCGAUCCGAGCUCACAGCUGCAAAGUUUGUGCCCAACCCUUUCGAGGGCCGAAUAGAUGACAAGGGCCCCACGCAAUGGCCCUGUGGGCCCGGCUGGGAGGGACGCCGUGGGCCCCAUCCUUCCUGGGAGGGGCCUGGCUGGGCUGCCCGCUCGGUGGAGUCCGCCCCGGUGCACGGUCAUCGCCUCUACAAGACGGGCGAUCUCGUGCGUUGGACGGAGGAUGGAUCCCUGAACUACUUCGGUCGAAUCGACGGCCAGGUGAGAAGCUGA